Messenger RNA from Haemonchus placei, 2334 nucleotides. The record is from the annotation of a GenBank genome assembly. Lineage: Eukaryota; Metazoa; Nematoda; Chromadorea; Rhabditida; Trichostrongylidae.
AUGAGUGUGAAUCUUUCACAGAUGAUUGUCAUAUUCCGCCACAAGGAGGUAACUGUGUAUCCAGAUGAAUCGAAGAAGCCUCCGUUGGGUGAAGGAUUGAAUCGUCCGGCAGAAGUGACUUUGGAAAGAGUGUGGCAUAUUGAUAGGGCUACUAAAGAAGAGAUAAGAGAUCCAUUGAAACUGAUCGACCUUGGGUGGCGAGAUCGACUAGAGAAGGUGACGGCACGUAUGGGUGCUACAUUUAAAGACUAUCGGCCUUCGACCGGUAGUUGGGUUUUCCGCGUGGAGCACUUCAGCAAAUAUGGGCUGCCGGACGAUGAAGACGAUGCUGAUGUAGCAGUCGUUCCGAAGUCGCGCGGUACAUCAACUCUCUCUGGCGAUAUCUCUGCUAAUGACCUGAACACAUCCUUGGAGGAACACCAUUUACAGUCUCAUGUGCAACGUGCAAAAGUACCAAAAGUGCAACUGCAUACCGAAGGAGGUGAAGCGAUCCACGAGGUGAAAGGACUAGGAGGUCGCAUGGAUGUGGACUACGAUGAUGAGGCGAUGUACGAAGAUUAUGAAAUUGCAAACUGGAGAGAUAGCGAGGCGAGAUUCGAUGAAUUCCAGGUGCCCGAGAAAAAACCGAAAAUGGAAGAGGUUUUAGAUUACGUUUACGAGGAGAGCAAACGUCUAAUGGAACUCUCAACGUUGUCUGUACGACCUGUUCGUCGCAUAACUCUAACACGCAGUGAACCUCCAAAUGUCUUUCGAGGAGGAGUUGAGGCAUGUAAGACCGUCGGAUACAAAAAGAGUGCUAUAAUAAAUGCUGCUUGCGCCCAUGGUUCAUCCAGCCGUGUUAGUUGGAGUCAAGGCAAGUUUCUUUGUAGUAUUGAAGAGCUGCUGGUGGACAAUUCUCGUUCAGCCUACAACCGGCAUCAAAUGAAGUUCAAAUAUGUGCGCUUCAAUUUAAUAGCAAUGUACCCAAGCGCACGUGUGCGGCAUUGUGAGAUCGAGGGUCAGUCUUCCGCUCCACGCGUCAAACCAGCUGAUGACUCGGCAAUGGAGCUCUUGGACUCGUUUUUGGCAACAGCAACGCAGAGUGAAUGUGUUGUGGAGCAGAGAGUGUGGCGUUUGUGCCAAGCCCUCUUCUUGGCUGACAAGUCUGGUCAGUGGCACUGGCAACGUGCUCAUGAAGUUGGCAAAUGGCUUCGUGAUGAAGUAGCAAGUCUUCCGAAAAAGAAAGCAGCUGGAGGAACAGCAAUUGUUUCACAAAUCUGGGAUCGAAUGUGCUGUGGUGAUAUCGAAGAGGCUAUGAGGACGGCAAAUGAAGGUGGACUGACAAUGUUAUCACUGAUGAUCUCGGCAGCGCUUUCGGCAGAGGAACCUGGGCGAAGUGACUGUGCCAACAUGCUGCAAAUGUGGGAGGCAACUAAUGAGCUUGGUGUACUGGAGGACGAUCUUCUCAAAAUCUACCUCGUACUGGCUGGUAAGACUCAUGCAGAAUUCAAACAUAAAGGGAAAACGAUCAAGUUGAACUGUUUGGAGGGUCUCGAUUGGCGACAGGCAUUUGGCAUCCAUCUGUGGUGGGUCAACUGUGGAGGAUUCCUCGAAGAUGCCCUUGAUUCGUUCAGCGAAGAUGUUGCGGCUGGAAGAGCCGCCUCGCCAGAUUCCCACGUUUAUGAGCAGCUUAUACGUCUGGCAUGUUCGCCAAGCCAUCAAGUCGAAGCUGUACUCGACGCUGCGUCGAUGCUUAGUCCUAACCCAUUAGAUGCUCACCUGAGCUGGCAUAUUUGGUCAUUACUCCGGGCCCUUGGCUACAAUACAAUGUCACCGGCUGCUGAGCAGCGGCUUCAUACUUCGUACUCGUGUCUACUGACAUCUCUAGAACAGUGGCAUCUUGCAAUAUUCGUGCUCAGUCACAUUAGUCACGAUCAAUGUCGAAUAGUAGCGAUCCGGGAUGUAUUGGAUCGUAUGUCGUUGACAGCUUGUCCGCAAGACUAUGAACGAAUCUCGGCCAUAUGUGAAAUUCCAAUUGAAUGGAUUGCUGCAGCUAAGUGCGCUAAAGCAAAGGCACAAGGAAACUUCGAACUGGCUUGUUCAUACUCCCUAACCGCCUGCGACUACGCUGGUGCAUUGCGGUUAUUCACAGAAGAAGUCGCGCCGAAUGCAAUUGCCAUGGGUGACUUACAUAAACUCCGUCCAUUGGUGGAACGAAUGGAAAAAGUCGCUGAUAAAAUCACAGGUUGGGGUGCUGUCGGACAGAUCUAUGCCGAUUACUGCGAGUUGAAAACAAUGGACGAUGAUGAUGAUAGCGAAGAAGCUGUAUGUUUUAGUCUAUUUGUCAUCGGUUAG